AUGAAACCACUGAAAGCAAUAGCCACAAAACACGCCACUGAUACAGUGGACAGACUCAAACCUGCUACAGUUCAAAAACAUGCUUCGAUUGCAAAUCAAGCAUUUGUUUUAGGAAGUUUAAUUUCAGCAUAUUUUCUGUACAUGAAUCCUCCUCCAGCUACACAAAGGUACCAAUAUGUCCAGCCUACCAUGCAUCGAUCCAUGCUACCGACAUUUCAAGAGCAGCGAUCUGAUCCAUUUCAUCCGCUGUAUUCGUCCACCAACAGCUCAACCGUACUAAACCUGCAAGAGCCUUCCUGGAAGCGAUCACAUACUGAGUCGACCAAAUCGCCCAAAAUAUCUCCAGUUUCUAGAAAGCCAUCUUCGUCAGUCAGCACAAAGUCGUCGUCGAGUAUCCCAUAUUCUACUAAUGAUUCGAAAAAGUCUAAACCUUACAUGUGUCGCUGCGUGCCUGAAUCUCCACUAAAGCGAACUGUGUGUGUUGGAUCCAUUGCAGUAAUAUUACUCACACUCAGUCUAGUUGCAUAUAUAUUUGUCCCAAAACCUCCUACUUUUUCGGUUGAAUCCAUUACACUUCCCGACUCGUCAAGCAACUUUCAAAUCUCCAGCGGACUAUCGGAUAUCAAUUCGUUAUCUAUAUCUGCCAACCUGCGAGUCAGCUUUAGUUUUGACAAUCCCAACAAAUUUCCAAUCAAGGUCAAUCAGCUUAAACUUACCGCGCAGCUAGCUCCUGAUUUCAAUCAAUUACAAUCGUCCCCAUCCAUUCAACAGAUGAUCAACUUUUCAGAAACAAAUAACAAAUCCAGUGCUGUAAACAAUAAUAAUAUGGCUGUUGUCAGUCAUGACGCUAAAGAGCAGCAGGCUGGAUUGGGAAUCAAAUCGGAUUUGGAGCUUUUGCCAAAACAGCAAACAAGCUCGGAUCUUCAGCUCAAUUUCAACUACACACCCAAUCCAUCGACAGGAUUGCUAAAGGAUCCAGCUUUGGCAGAAAUCCUUCAAGCUUGCGGAGUUGCUGGACAGCGUCGGCCCAUGUCUCUUCAAUACACUGCAACAACCAACAUUGACAUUUUCAAACAGUUUGGAUACGUGCCGAGUUUUUCAAAUACAAUCCAGCUAAAUUGUCCAUUUGAUGAUGCGUCUGUUUCAAGCAUUGUACAAACUAUCAAGUCCAUACUGAAUCUACCACCUGGUAGCCCUUGA
Messenger RNA from Batrachochytrium dendrobatidis JAM81, 1200 nucleotides. RefSeq lists its product as uncharacterized. The record is from RefSeq and is a predicted model, not a curated record. The coding region runs from base 1 to 1200 and encodes 399 amino acids. NCBI's taxonomy places the organism in Eukaryota, Fungi, Chytridiomycota, Chytridiomycetes, Rhizophydiales. The transcript has 4 exons.